AUGACUUCAGACACGCAGGCCUCGAACAAACCGGAUGACACCAAACCCAAAGCCGACAAGAAUGAUGUUUGGGUUGAGAAUUCUCAAGAAGAAAAUGCCAACGAUGUCAUGAGCAUAUAUCUCUCCUAUGAUGCCGAAUACCGUCAGCAGGUUGAACUCCAACUGCGCCGAAAGGUUGAUACUCGGAUCCUUCCCCUGGUCGUUCUGAUCUAUCUCUUGAACUAUUUGGAUCGCAAUUCCAUCACCCAAGCCCGUCUAUAUGGCCUGCAAGAAGAUACAGGCGUGAAGGGAGCUCACUAUCAAACUGCCAUCUCGAUUUUCUCGGCCGGUUACAUUCUUAUGCAACUACCAUCAACGGUGUUGAUGACCAAGUUUCGGCCUUCUAUCUUUUUGCCCAGUUGCAUUGUUAUAUGGGCUAUUGUGAGUGGCUGCACUUCUGCGGUUAACAACACAGCUGGUUUGUUGAUCUUGAGAUUUUGUCUCGGUUUUGUCGAAGCACCUUUCUUCCCCGGAGCUAUCUAUUACUUGAGUUGUUGGUACACGAAGCGCGAAAUUGGUGUUCGAAUGGCCCUUCUCAUCUGCGGAAUCCUACUUUCCAAUGCAUUUGCUGGCUUGAUUUCCGCUGGGAUUUUGUCCGGUAUGGGUGGGGUGGGCCACCUUGCUGCCUGGCGCUGGCUCUUCAUCUUGGAGGGUCUGGCAACCGUGGUGGUAGGUUGCGUCGCCUUUUUCGUCCUUCCAGACUUUCCUGGUACAACCAAAUGGCUCACCGAGGCCGAGAAAGUUGUUGGCCAGGGUCGUCUUGCCGUCGACGCUGGAAGCAAUACGCUUCUUGAUGCGGAGAAGGUACCCAUUACCCGUGGCUUGAUUUGGGCCGCUAAAGAUAUCCGAACAUGGCUCUUCGCUUGCUUGCAAAUGUGCACUACUGCAUCAAUCUCCUACUCUCACUUUUUCCCCACAUUGAUCAAGGAGCUCGGCUUCAAAAACAAUACUACCGUAUUGCUCUUGACAUCGCCUCCCUACAUUGUCGCUUUCUUCUGGGCCAUGAGCUGGGCAUUCUUGGCGGACAGAAAACAGAUCCGCUCCGUUCCUGCCGGCAUCUCGCAAUGCUUGGCUAUAGUCGGUACAAUUCUUUUGAUCGCCAUAACGAACUCUCUAUGGGCUCGCUACGCUUUGACGAUUCUCGUGUGCUGUGGGACCUUUGGUGUUUAUUCGACUACAUAUGCGUGGUUAUCUUCCACGAUCACACAGCCACCUAUCAAGCGAGCAGUGGCAAUCGGACUAGCCAACAGCUGUGCCAACAUUGCUUCGCUUUUCGCAAACUACUUCUGGCUAGACCAAUACGAGCCUAUGUACAGACAGUCUUGGGGUUGUCUCUUGGGAUUUCAAGCUCUGGGACUUACCUGUAUCCUGACUUUGCGCUUCCUGCUGAACAGAGCCAACCGAAAAUUGGAAGCUCUCGCUACUGAGGCGGAGACCAAUGACGCUCUUUUCAUGUCUCGAUUGGACGAUGAAUCUAGGAGUGCAGUUCAGAACAACUUCCGAUAUGUGGUUUAG
Messenger RNA from Penicillium brevicompactum, 1554 nucleotides. RefSeq lists its product as uncharacterized. Gene Ontology annotation, molecular function: transmembrane transporter activity. Gene Ontology annotation, biological process: transmembrane transport. The transcript has 2 exons. The coding region runs from base 1 to 1554 and encodes 517 amino acids. Lineage: Eukaryota; Fungi; Ascomycota; Eurotiomycetes; Eurotiales; Aspergillaceae. Gene Ontology annotation, cellular component: membrane. The record is from RefSeq and is a predicted model, not a curated record.